AGUUCAAAAAUGAGCGGAUUAGCACCAGAUGGACUGCCCAAAGGAAAUCGAGUUUGGGCUGAUGGAUGUUAUGACAUGGUGCAUUUCGGCCAUGCAAAUCAAUUACGGCAGGCUAAGCAGUUUGGACAGAAGUUAAUUGUUGGAGUACAUAAUGAUGAAGAGAUUCGACUACAUAAAGGACCUCCAGUAUUCAAUGAACAAGAGCGAUAUCGAAUGGUUGCCGGCAUUAAAUGGGUCGAUGAAGUUGUGGAAAAUGCGCCAUACGCCACAACAGUCGAAACUCUGGACAAGUAUGAUUGUGAUUUUUGUGUUCACGGAGACGACAUAACUCUAACCGCCGACGGAAAAGACACGUAUCAAGAGGUGAAGGAUCACCAACGAUACAGAGAAUGUAAGCGAACGUGUGGUGUCUCUACAACUGAUUUAGUUGGCCGAAUGCUUCUGCUCACCAAGAACCAUCACACACAGGAUGAGCACAUCGAGCAACACGUCGAACGAGCUCGUUCGCUGAGCACGGCUAUUCUGGAGUACAGCAAGCGUAUGCAGUCUAAAAAACGGCGUCUGAAUAGGCUUAUAGCGGACAACGUUGCAAUGUCCCCCUGGACACGUGUCUCGCGCUUCAUCCCAACAACGACAACGAUUCUCGAGUUUGCCGAAGGAAGACCGCCAAAACCGACGGACAAGGUUGUCUACGUGACCGGAUCGUUUGAUUUGUUCCAUAUUGGACAUCUGGCGUUCCUGGAAAAAGCCAAAGAGUUUGGAGAUUACCUGAUUGUGGGAAUUUUAUCGGAUCAGACUGUCAAUCAAUACAAGGGAAGCAAUCACCCCAUAAUGUCGAUUCACGAGCGUGUACUAUCCGUUCUGGCCUAUAAGCCAGUGAAUGAAGUUGUGUUCGGUGCUCCAUAUGAGAUUACUUCUGACAUUUUGGAUCAGUUUAAUGUUCAGGCAGUUAUCAACGGAUUCCGUGACAACAACUCCUCAGUCGUCAACUCAUCGCUUGCAUCGAUCGACCCGUUCGCAGAAGCCAAACGUCGUGGAAUCUACCAUGAAGUGGACUCGGGAAGUGAUAUGACCACCGAUUUGAUUAUCGAUCGAAUCAUCCAUCACCGUCUCGAGUAUGAGACACGAAAUAAGAAGAAGGAGAAGAAAGAAGCUGAUGUGGCAAAAGCCAUGAACUUGAUUUAAAUAUUUCUUUAUUUUUUUAAGCAUUUAAUGCCUAUUAAUGCCUAUUAAUCAAUGCUUUUCAAUUCAAUUCUAGUCGACCUAAUAUUUCCAUUUUUUUUCUCUCCCACUUGCCACUUACACUUUAAUUCCUUUAUUUAAAUAUAUCAUCAGUUUUUCUUUUAUUGUACAUAAAUUAUAUAAUAUCACAAAU
Molecule: messenger RNA, 1375 nt
Organism: Caenorhabditis elegans
Lineage: Eukaryota; Metazoa; Nematoda; Chromadorea; Rhabditida; Rhabditidae
Gene: pcyt-2.1
Product: ethanolamine-phosphate cytidylyltransferase
Exons: 10
Coding region: 10-1185 (391 amino acids)
Biological process (GO): phosphatidylethanolamine biosynthetic process
Molecular function (GO): catalytic activity; ethanolamine-phosphate cytidylyltransferase activity
Source: RefSeq, marked reviewed